AAAAGUCGUGGUGGCCAACGUCAGGGUCUGGACCUGCGAACCGCGAACCUCUCCACAACCUCAUCCCACCUCCACGACAUACACUUGCGCUUGACAAACCAGCAUCUUUCACACAUACAGGCCGUUGGCAGAUUAUCCGCCGCACGAGUGCCUGGGACUCUGCCGCUUGCACCCCCCGUCAUCGGUCUCUCUUCCUCUGCCUCUCCCCUCCGCUGUCACUCCACUGCCAAUCAUUCAUAAGCUCGUCUGGACCCCGUUCACAAGGACACCAUAGAAUGGCGGCGCCGCUGCCGAAGCGAAUCAUAAAAGAGACCGAGCGUCUGCAGAACGAGCCAGUCCCGGGCAUCUCCGCCCUUCCACAUGACGAUAAUGCGCGCUACUUCGAUGUGAUGGUUGAAGGGCCCGGCGGAAGCUGUUACGAGGGUGGCGUAUUCAACCUCGAGCUCUUCCUCCCUGACGACUACCCCAUGACCGCCCCCAAGAUCCGCUUCCUCACUCGAAUCUAUCAUCCCAACAUCGAUCGACUGGGGAGAAUAUGCUUGGACGUGCUGAAGAACAACUGGAGCCCCGCCCUGCAAAUUCGAACCAUCCUCCUCAGUAUACAGGCAUUGCUGGGCGCACCAAACCCCGAAGACCCGCUGAAUGAAGCAGUGGCCAAGCAAUGGAAGGAAAAUCAAGCAGAGGCCAUAAAGACUGCUCGGGAGUGGACGGCGUUAUACGCGACAGCCAAGAAAUGAGAUGGAUAGAGAGCGGACGGAUAUCGUGAGGUGGGCGGGCGAUGGAGCAGUCGAGCAGAGGCAGACUCCCGGCGCCCAUGCGCGUGCGAUCUUGCGGGAGUACGACGAAGACCGAGAACGCCGACCCCUACAGCUCGAAAUGUGCUGGAUCACGAGAAGCAUGAAUACAUCACCCGCGAGGCGUGUGAGAAGAUUUCAGAUAGAUAUCGUGCGGUGGUCACACUGCAAUUUGAAACGCUGACACCACCU
This is a messenger RNA of Neohortaea acidophila, 986 nucleotides long. Its product is annotated as ubiquitin-conjugating enzyme/RWD-like protein. Lineage: Eukaryota; Fungi; Ascomycota; Dothideomycetes; Mycosphaerellales; Teratosphaeriaceae. The record is from RefSeq and is a predicted model, not a curated record. The transcript has 3 exons. The coding region runs from base 276 to 737 and encodes 153 amino acids.